This is a messenger RNA of Bombus huntii, 3496 nucleotides long. Its product is annotated as chymotrypsin-2-like. The record is from RefSeq and is a predicted model, not a curated record. Gene Ontology annotation, molecular function: serine-type endopeptidase activity. The transcript has 7 exons. Gene Ontology annotation, biological process: proteolysis. Bases 34 to 786 code for a protein of 250 amino acids. NCBI's taxonomy places the organism in Eukaryota, Metazoa, Arthropoda, Insecta, Hymenoptera, Apidae.
GGCACAUUGGAGUAACAUUGCUCAGAGGACAAGAUGGCGAAAUUCAGUAUACUUUUGCUUUUACCUUUGAUCGCUUUGACAAAUGCUGGACCCACGCCAAGAAUCAUAAACGGAAAGGUAGCGAAACCAGGUGAAAUUCCUUACCAGGUGUCGCUGCAAGUAGCAAAAAUUAUGUUUCAUUUCUGCGGCGGAUCUAUUCUCAACGAACGCUACGUUAUAACUGCUGCUCAUUGCGUCACAGCGCUACCGGUGGAAUUGGUGGUAGUUGUUGCCGGUGUAGUUGAUCUACGAAUGCCAACUUCGAAACAUCAGAUCGAGACCGCUUAUGUUCAUGAAAAUUACAAUGCCACAGAUGCCUAUGCGAACGACAUUGCUCUAAUCAAGGUGAAAAAACCUUUCGUGAAGUCUAGUUUAGUAUCUUUCGUGCCCAUGCCCUCCCCCGGAGAAAUCGUCAAAACUAACGCUCCAGCUAUAGUUUCUGGAUUUGGUACACUCACGUAUGAAGGAAAAAUGACAAAGCUUUUGCACUGGGUGGAUAUCAAAGUAGCUGACCAAAAUUACUGCAACCGAAUGUAUAAGAACGUUAUCCACAACACACAGCUCUGUGCGUACGAUAAUACCACUGUGAAAGGACAUUGCGAUGGUGAUUCCGGUGGUCCUUUAACAGUGAAUGGAAAACUUCAUGGAAUCGUCUCUUGGUCAAAGAAUUGCGCGAAUGUCGUAUAUCCAUCGGUCUACACGCGAGUUAGCUCGUAUCUUAAUUGGAUAAAUAAACACGCAGUAUAAUAGAUUCGCAACUUUUUAAACAACGCACGAUAUUGCGAUCGGUCAAUUCAUACUCUCCCUUUAGUUAGAUCGUUUUUGAACAAAAAUGUUCCUUUCGGAACACAUUAAAAAAAUUACGCGGAGUCUUCGUCAGUAGAAAUUAUAGCACGAACGUAAAGAACAUCAUUUUUAAGUUGAAAUGUUGAUAUUUUAAAAUUUUAAAGUUUUCAAUUCUCAUUUAUUCGCACUCAAUAGCCCGAGACGUAUUAUAAACUCGGAAUUUCCGAACGGUUAUUGGAAAACACAUGUAAUAGCGCAAGCUGCCAAAGUCUAUGACCUGGAGGAAUACCGCGACCUUUCCGAAAAGGUGAAUACCCGCGUAAGUUCAGAUAACGCUGUACCCGUAUCAGAAGAAGACACAUCGUUGGCGUAUGGAAGGGUGCGAGUGAUAUUCAGAUCAAAGAUCAACUAUCGUUUAGCAAGUAUCAACUCGCAAUUCAGUUACAGAUACCCAAACCCUUGUAAAAUCGCUAAGUUUUACCUGUAUCAGAUAUACAGUACAUUCGUUUUAAAUGUACGCGCGUGAUUAUUAUUCUACGAGUACAUAUACAAGUGAUUAUUAAUCUAGGAGAACAUAGUAUCAGAAAUACUUGAAGUCGUUUGAUUUCGUGGGGUAAACUUAAUAAGAUAUUUCUGUAGAAUCUUUACUACAAUUAGUUUAUUUACAAUAAAUGGAUUAAACAGAUGUUGGUUAAACAGGAAACAAUGGUUGUUUAACGUGUACUAAUCAUAAUAACGUAUUAUAAUUAACACAACUAGAUAGUUAAUUUGCAACUCUCGUCACUACGGAUCCAACGCCCUCUCUCACGCGGACCACACUUUCUCGACAACGCUAGUGUCACGACUGGUACACUUCAAAACUGAUAGACCGAUGACAGAGAUAAAGAUGUGGCGGCAAUGUAUAUGACCGAAGCGAACUGCCUAAUGAGCCAUCAAUAUCCCAACGGUGCUUCCGCCGAAUGUUCGAGAAGAAGGCGUGCGUGGCAACGGUCGCGGACGCCUAACAAACGCGUGGAUAGUAGGGAUAUUGAGGGGUGACAAAGGAAAAAGAAUCGGAUCCGAUCGAAAGUCGAGUUGUAAGAGCUUCAGUCUUGGAAAGUCACGGCUGGAGUUCGGAAGUAAACUGUCUAACUAUUAGUAUAAACAAGGUGUUAGCAAAUAAAUUCUCUCUUUCUUCAUUUUCAUCUUGGAUUUCUUUUUUAUUUUACGUGACACUAGCAACACUAUCUCCCUGACUUCUCGAUUCACACUCUCUGGCUUCUCAACUAACGCUCUGGCUUUUCAACUGACAUCGAUUGUUAAUUCGUCUUUGUCUCUUAGCAUCCCUUUGUCUUCUGUCUUAGCCUCGCCACAUACGUGUUCCGCAACCGCUCGUGGCCAGGGUUAUGCAGACCUUCCUCGCGAAACUAUUCGAUUGAAGGACUGACGAUACAUUGUCGAGCCUGUCGACACUUCGGCUUUCUCGCGACAUUGUUUAUAGUUCGCCCGAUAUCUCUUAGGUCUUUCGUCCACGAUGCUACAUUUCAAUAUUUUUUUAUAUUCUUAUUUGAAGAAAGAACUUUUUAAAAUAAAACCAUACAAUUUUUAUACGCAACUCGAUAACUUUUUCUGAUUCUUUAUUGAAGAACAAGUGUUUGUAUUUUUCCUUGUCUUUCAUACGAUAAGUUUUGCAAGAUUGAAGUUAAAAUAUCUUUUUAGCUAAUCAUUUCUCGACCCAAAGAGAUUAAUACAUUUUUGUAGAGAAUUAAAAAAUGCAUUAAGUUGUGUGUGAAAGAAUGUAUGGUUCCACUUAAAAAAGUUAUGUUAGGAUUGCAAUUUCUUUAAAUAAGAAUGUAAGAAAAGAUCGAAAUAUCUUGUUAAGUUUCCCCCAUGAAGUCAGACGACAUCCGACUGAAAUAUUUUUUCGUAUUUCUGAUACAAAAAUCACGUGCAUAUAUUUCAAACGGACACACUGCGUGUAUAUUAAACUAUUCGUCUGUUAUCAAUUUACGAGUAGGUUCGAUAUUCAAUAACAACAAUGUAAUAUUCACUCAUGGUUAAUUUUGCGUGUUCGCGUUUAUUCAACGUUAAAAAUCACUUUACUUAUGAAUCUGAAUGAAGUGCAAAAACUUGAUAGAUUUUUUGACUCGUGAGAUAAACUAUUUAUAGUUUAUGGAUAUUGAGAUUUCUUAGCGAAUUUAAGUUUUAAAGAAAUGAAAAACCAUAGAGAAGGAGCAAAUGAAAAGAUCAAAAGAAAGAUCGCUUAAAAAAAUAGAAAUUUCGAUUCUCCUGCAAGAGGACAAUUUCAGGAAUAGGAUUCUCAUUUUUAUUUGGAAACUACCAUUGAAAAAGCACUAUGGCCGAUUGGGAUCGUAGACAAACUGAACUAGUCGAUUGUAUUUCGGUGGAAAACCGAAACGCGAGCCAGUGCAAACCAGCGAAAUGGUGCAAUGUAGUCAUCCAACCGAAAAUCACUAUUCGAAGACAUUCGAGCAAAUAUUCGUAUACAAUGGUUCAGUUCGAAGAUUAUCGAAUUUCAAAGAUACCUUCAACCUGCCAUUUAUCUAUCAAACAUAUUUAUAUUUUACUUAUAUUAUUCAAAAGAAAAAAUUGAUUUGACAACAAUUUUGUAUAAAUAUAGAUAUAAUGAUAAAUGUUUCGUUAAAAUACUACAAUAAAAGUACGAAACGAA